AUGGCGGAGCGGCGGGUGUCACGGUGGUACUUCGGGGGCCUGGCCUCCUGCGGGGCGGCCUGCUGCACCCACCCGCUGGAUCUGCUGAAGGUACAUCUGCAGACUCAGCAAGAGGUGACGAAGAGAAUGACAGGAAUGGCAAUCACUGUGAUCAAGAAUGACGGCUUUCUUGCCCUAUACAAUGGCCUGAGUGCAUCUCUCUUCAGGCAGAUCACAUACUCCUUGACCCGCUUUGCCAUCUACGAGACUGUGAGAGACCACCUGUCCCAGGACAGCAAAGUCCCCCUCCCCUUCUACCAGAAGGUGCUGCUGGGAGCCUUUGGCGGUUUUACAGGGGGCUUUGUGGGGACCCCGGGCGACAUGGUUAACGUCAGAAUGCAAAAUGACGUGAAACUUCCGGCCCACCUGAGACGCAACUAUGCUCAUGCGUUGGACGGCAUGUACAGAGUCCUCAGAGAAGAGGGAUUCCGGAAGCUUUUCUCGGGGGGGCACCAUGGCAUCCAGCAGGGGAGCCCUUGUAACUGUGGGCCAGUUGGCUUGCUAUGACCAGGCUAAGCAGCUAGUUCUCAGCUCCGGCGUCAUGUCUGAUAACAUUUUCACCCACUUUCUGCCAGUUCAAUUGCAGGUGGAUGUGCUACAUUCCUUUGUCAGCCACUAGACGUCCUGAAGACACGACUGAUGAAUUCCAAGGGGGAGUACAGGGGAGUUGCUCACUGUGCCAUGGAGACGGCAAAACUGGGACCCCUGGCCUUUUACAAGGGUCUUGUUCCGGCUGGCAUCAGGCUCGUCCCACACACAGUCUUGACCUUCGUGUUUCUGGAACAGCUGCGGAAGUACUUCGGGAUCCGGGUCCCUGCUUAA
Messenger RNA from Staurois parvus, 861 nucleotides. The record is from the annotation of a GenBank genome assembly. NCBI's taxonomy places the organism in Eukaryota, Metazoa, Chordata, Amphibia, Anura, Ranidae.